AUGCGCCUCCCCACGCAUCCCUCACUCUCGCUCCUCCCACCACCUCUGCUCGUCCUACUCCAAGCGGCUCUCGUCCUCCUCCUCGCGAGACCCCUCCACGCCCUCCCCCAAUACAACUACGACGCCGAAGGCGCCUUUGCCUCGCGCCUGUCCGCCCUCCUCACGCCCACGGCGCCAGCUCUCGCGGCUUUUCCCGCACGCACCCCGACGACCGCAUCCGACAUCGCGCUGCGCUCCUGGACCGGCGGCGGGGCGUCGCCUGCGUUUGCCUUGCUCGUGUCUGACGCGGGGGAGCACGUGAGCGAGCGGGCGAAGGCCGAGAAGGGCCUGUUUGACGAGCAAGGAAAGGAGGAUGCGGACGACGACGAAAGGAAAUUGCACCACCACCACCUGAAUGCCGACGACGGGGAGGAGGCCCGAGAGGGAAAGGCCCUCCUCGUCUUCCUCGACGAUGGCCAUGUCGACGCCGACGCCAACGCCGACACCGACACCACUGCCACUAUCACCACGACGCGCAACGUCGCCAUGCCUCUCCCUACCGCCCCGUCUCUCACCCAGUCCCACCGCCACGACCAGCAGGUUCUAGACCGGUGA
This is a messenger RNA of Aplosporella prunicola CBS 121167, 594 nucleotides long. RefSeq lists its product as uncharacterized. The coding region runs from base 1 to 594 and encodes 197 amino acids. Lineage: Eukaryota; Fungi; Ascomycota; Dothideomycetes; Botryosphaeriales; Aplosporellaceae. The transcript has a single exon. The record is from RefSeq and is a predicted model, not a curated record.